Molecule: messenger RNA, 901 nt
Organism: Esox lucius (northern pike)
Lineage: Eukaryota; Metazoa; Chordata; Actinopteri; Esociformes; Esocidae
Gene: c16h2orf76
Product: chromosome 16 C2orf76 homolog
Exons: 5
Coding region: 231-608 (125 amino acids)
Source: RefSeq, a predicted model, not a curated record
UUGCGGAAGUAACGUAAACCCGGAAAGUGUCUGAAUCUACGGGGAUCUACGCUUGUAUUGUUCGUUUUUAAAAUGACUUGCUAAAUAUUCAUUUAGAAACGAUAUGAACUAGCAGGCUUGUAAUAAUUAUUUCUAAAAGUAAAAAUCGGCUUCCUCUAAACUAGUACGAGCGUGUUUAUAACCAGGAGGCUUAGGAAAUAGAAAAUUAGUUAGAAGUAAACGAACUAGCAAUGUCUAGCGAAGCUGUUCUUACUGUUCGAUUGGUAAGGUCUUUUGAACAUAGAAACUUCAAGCCAGUUGUAUUUAGUGGCGUCAACUUGGAUCAAACAGUACAGGAAUUUAUCCAGUUUGUAAAAAAUGACGUCGCCACAAGGGGGGGUCUUCCACCUCCAUUCAAGAAAUUUGGCUAUGACACAAUGAAGAUCAUCCACCAGGCACAUGGAGCAAAGACAAACGAGUUAGUGAUGAGUUUGGAUGACGAUGACACUCUCAUCCUGCAAGAUGGACUGACUCUUAGAGCUGCAGGCAUUGCCAAUGAAACAGAAUUGGCCUUCUUCAGGAGGGAUGAUUAUGAGGUCUUUAAAGCCAAUCCCAAAACUGCCUGGUGAUAAGAUUUAGUUUAUUGUCUUUGGUCCCCCUCUUCAUCACUGGAAAAGGGAUUCUGGUCAGACAUGGAAAAAUGUUUGGAAGAUGCCAGGUUAUUGCCAAGGGGAAAUAAAACUUGGAAGUAUUUUAUUUUCUCAUCACAUCUGUGUUUUAGGAACUUUGGUGUGCCUCUGUAUGUGUACCUUUCUUUGCUAAAAUGCGCUGUUUUGCUUUAAAGAGUUGCCUCUGUGCUAAAUAGUUUUAGUUUAGGACAUGUUUCAUUCAAAUAAAUGUGAUUAAAACUAUACAAAAAGAU